Drosophila serrata is the source of this 1276-nucleotide messenger RNA. RefSeq lists its product as uncharacterized. The record is from RefSeq and is a predicted model, not a curated record. Lineage: Eukaryota; Metazoa; Arthropoda; Insecta; Diptera; Drosophilidae.
UCACUUUCCGACAACAAAGCGGAUCGCAGCUAUAUAAAAUCCUCAGUAAUCGCCGAGUCGAAGCUAUUACAGUAUAUAUUAAAUAAUUAAGCUGAUAAGCAUCGGCAUGAAAGGGAAAACAAAAAGUAAACAGCUGAAAGCGGAUUGAAUUUCUCGUUACAAAUACAGAUAUAUGCAAUACUGAACAACAAAGGCAUUACAAAAAGCGCUAUGGCGAAGUCCAAAUUUGUCUUUGAUUUUGUGAAACUGAAGCAGACAUUCUCCGAAAUCUGUCCCGACUUCAAUGAGGAGCCCUGCUAUGACCAACCCACAACCAGUCGUCGCUUUGCCGAGAAUGUAAUCUUCGUCUACAGCAAGGAGGCCGCGGCAGCCAAGGCCAAGAAAAAGGACGAGUCCUGGUCAAUGCAGCUGACUGUAAAAAAUUCAAAAGGAACAUUAAUUCACAGUGAGGUGAAGAUCCAAACGCAUUGGGUCCGUGAUCCGCCGCAGAACCAACCCUUUGUGAUGCGCGGCCUCCUGGAUAUGUCCUUCAAGCAGGCCAGCCUGCUGGCGGUGGCCAAGUACUGCCAGCUGGUGCCCCACCAGGUGGAGCGCGGCGAAGUGGUGCUCACUCCCCUGGCCGGGGCAGUAUUCUCGAAAUUCGAGAUACCCAAACUGGCCGAGGCUGUGGGAGAACCCCUGGCCGAUGUGGUGGUGGCCAUAAUCUGCAGCUGCCAAACCGAUGGCUACUAUCUGGAGCACAGUCGCUGCCACAUUGCCUUGGUAGCUAUUGUCAAGACGGUGGCCGAUCUAAAGAUGCAGGCCUCCCUUGUCAAGAAGACCAUAAAAAUGUACAAUCUGCAUGGAAAGGACUUUGACAUGGACAAGUUCAAGGAGUGGAGCAUGUUUUUAAAAAAAUCUGGCCCCGCUAAGGUGAACAACAGGAGUAAUGAUGACUUUGAUAGGAUGACCGAGCAGGUUUUGGCCCUCCAACUAUCUAUCCAGGAAGAGCAGAAUGGUGUGGAGCAGUCCUCUAAAAAGCCAAUAAAAUGUGCAGCCAAAUUUCAGAAAUGAAGUGAACUGUCUGAGCAUAUACACUUCAGGAUGUACCCGGAAGUAAGCUUCUACUUGAGCCCGUUGGCUUUCUCUUGCUUCGCAUUGAACCAACCAACUGCAGAAAUGUCUCUAUGUCUGAUGUAUCAUACAUCAAUGUAUCUAUUAGAUACUAUACAUAUUGUAUUUACACUGAAAAACUAUUUUAAUAAACUACAGUUUUCUUCGGUUCAAUGUAAACUUA